Molecule: messenger RNA, 10326 nt
Organism: Macrosteles quadrilineatus (aster leafhopper)
Lineage: Eukaryota; Metazoa; Arthropoda; Insecta; Hemiptera; Cicadellidae
Product: dynein axonemal heavy chain 8-like
Exons: 45
Coding region: 23-10300 (3425 amino acids)
Biological process (GO): microtubule-based movement
Cellular component (GO): dynein complex
Molecular function (GO): minus-end-directed microtubule motor activity; ATP hydrolysis activity; ATP binding
Source: RefSeq, a predicted model, not a curated record
GAAUAUUCUUGGUCCUCUUGAGAUGCUUACAACUCAGUUGAAAUUGGCUCUCAAAGUGGAAUGGAAAGAUUGGAAACUAACACUAUCAAAUCUGUUUCUCAACGCUUAUCGCAAGAAGUUAUCCGAACUUUGGGAUUUUAUGGAGGAGAAAAAAGAAAUUCUGCUCAAGAAGCCAGUUAAAGAUCUAGAUGAGGUGAGAUUAGCAAUGGCUUGCCUUGAUGCCAUCCGAGGAAACUUUAUCAGAUUGGAUAGAGAGUUGAGUGCAAUUGAGGAAGCUUACGCAAUAUUUGCUAAGUUCAACAUAAAAGUUCCACCCGAAGAUAUCGAGAAAGUAGAUGGACUGCGAUUCAACUUUGAAAACUUGAUCCAAUAUUCCAAAGACAUGCAAGAGUCGUUGUGUGCCAGCCAAGGCCCGCUGCAAGAUGAGUUGAUUGCCAAAGUAGCUUUAUUCGCUGCCGAAGUAGAGAAGUUUGACAUUGACUUUGAGACUGACGGACCCAUGGUGGACGGUCUUGAGGCGAAAGAGGCCAGCGACAGGGUGUUGCUGUUCCAAGGCCGAUUCGACGAGCUUUGGCGGAACUAUGAGGUGUUGAGUAGUGGAGAGAAGUUGUUUGGCAUGCCUGUACACGACUACCCUGUGCUCAUCGAGCGGAAGAAACAAUUCAACCUGCUACAGAAACUGUACGGGCUUUAUCUGAUUGUGAACAAGGCGAUUGACGGUUACUUUGAACUGGCCUGGCAAGACGUCAACAUUGAGGAGAUCAUGUCAGAGUUGACAGACUUCCAGAACAGGUGCCGCAAGCUGCCUAAAGGACUCAAGGAUUGGCCGGCGUUUAUAGAGCUGAAAAAGAAAAUAGAUGACUUCAACGAGUGCUGCCCUCUACUAGAGAUGAUGGCUAACAAGUCAAUGAAGGAAAGACAUUGGCUGAGACUUGAGAAACUGCUGGGAGUCGUGUUUGAUGUGGAGAAUGAUGAGUUUACGUUGAAAAUGGUCAUGGACGCUCCACUGCUCAAGUACAAAGAUGAUGUUGAGGACAUUUGUCUCAGUGCCCUAAAGGAGAGAGACAUUGAAGCCAAACUGAAAGAAGUAAUAGCAAACUGGGAAAGUGUAAUAUUGCAGUUCUCUACUUUCAAAACACGAGGUGAACUAUUACUAAAGGGAACAGAAACCCAAGAAAUCAACAGUCUCAUUGAGGAAAGUCUUAUGGUCAUGAACUCACUGGCAGCAAACAGAUACAACGCUCCUUUCAAGAAAGAAAUUCAGCUGUGGGUUUGGAAGCUGGGUACGACAGCGGAAAUUUUGGAAACAUGGCUUGUCGUGCAGAAUCUCUGGGUGUAUUUGGAAGCGGUGUUUGUCGGUGGUGAUAUUGCCAAGGAAUUGCCUGGCGAAGCGAAAAGGUUCGCAAGCAUCGACAAAUCUUGGGUCCGCAUCAUGACCCGGGCCAGACAGAUUGCAAAUGUGAUCGAGGUGUGUGUCGGGGACGAAAUGAUGGGACAACUUCUCCCCCAUUUGAGAGAGCAGCUAGAAACAUGUCAGAAGUCCCUUACUGGCUAUCUAGAGCAGAAGAGGUUGAUAUUUCCACGGUUCUUCUUUAUUUCUGAUCCGGCCCUGCUGGAAAUCCUGGGGCAGGCUUCGGACUCCCACACGAUCCAAGCGUAUUUAGAAGGAGUUUUUGAGAACGUUUACAGAGUGGAGUUUGAUGAGAAAGAAUACGAUAAAAUAAUAUCUAUAAUUUCGCGGGAAAAGGAGAAAAUUCAGUUGGAAAAGGAAGUUUGGUGCCAUGGAGGUGUCGAGAAUUGGCUGGGUAAUCUGCUAGCUCAAGCUAAGCUAUCAUUGCAGACUGUGAUUGCCAAUGUGUAUGCAUACAUGCAAGAGCCAGAGUUUACAGUACUGGAUAUGGUGUCAAGGUAUCCUGCGCAGGUCGGACUGUUGGGGCUUCAAAUGUUAUGGACAAGAGAUUCAGAGUUUGCUCUGCAGAAUUGCAAAUAUGACAAGUCACUGAUGAGGAAGACCAAUGAUAACUGGCUGCUUCUUCUAAAUCAGCUGAUUGAUCAGACCGCUUUGGACUUGGCCAAGUUUGAAAGAGUAAAAUAUGAAACUUUGGUCACAAUCCAUGUGCAUCAGAGAGACAUAUUUGAUGAUCUGUACCGAAUGAAGAUUCGAUCUAAAGAUGACUUUGAAUGGCUGAAGCAAGAAAGAUUUUAUUUCAAUGAGGAAACAGACGAAUGCAUCGUCCACAUCACCGAUGUCGUGUUUACGUACCAGAACGAGUUCAUGGGUUGUACGGAACGUUUAGUGAUCACUCCACUAACAGACAGAUGCUACAUAACCCUUGCUCAAGCAAUAGGCAUGUCCAUGGGAGGCGCCCCUGCAGGUCCAGCUGGUACUGGGAAGACCGAGACUACCAAAGACAUGGGCAAAUCUCUUGGCAAAUAUGUGGUUGUCUUCAACUGCUCUGACCAGAUGGACUUUAGGGGUCUCGGCCGUAUCUACAAAGGGUUGGCACAGUCAGGUUCGUGGGGAUGUUUUGAUGAGUUCAACCGCAUAGAGCUGCCUGUGUUGUCAGUAGCAGCUCAGCAGAUACACAUCGUGUUGACUGCUCGGAAAGAACGAAAAACCACGUUCUUGUUCAGUGAUGGGGACACUGUGACGUUGAACCCAGAGUUUGGGUUGUUCAUCACCAUGAACCCAGGGUACGCAGGUCGUCAAGAACUUCCGGAGAAUCUUAAGAUCAUGUUCCGCAGCGUGGCUAUGAUGGUGCCAGACAGACAGAUCAUAAUGAGAGUGAAACUGGCGUCGUGCGGGUUCAAAGACAACGUUCCGUUGGCCAGGAAGUUCUUUGUGCUUUACAAGCUGUGCGAGGAACAACUCAGCAAACAGCGACAUUACGACUUCGGCCUUCGCAACAUCUUGUCUGUACUGAGGACUCUGGGAGCUCAGAAGAGAGCAAACCCAAGUGAUACAGAGGACACCACAGUCAUGAGAGUGUUGAGAGACAUGAACGUAUCCAAGCUGGUAGAUGAGGACGAGCCGCUGUUCCUGUCUCUCAUUGAAGACUUGUUUGUUGGACUGAAGUUGACGACCAGCGUGUACAAAGACCUUCAGAAGGGAAUAGCUAGUGCAUGCAAUGAGAAGAACCUCGUCAACCAUCCACCGUGGAACCUUAAAAUCAUUCAGUUGUAUGAGACCUCCUUGGUGAGACAUGGUCUGAUGACCCUGGGUCCGACAGGCGCUGGCAAGACUAAGUGUAUUGAGGUGUUGAUGAGAGCCUUGACAGAGUGUGGUCGUCCUCACAAGGAGAUGAGGAUGAACCCUAAGGCAAUCACAGCUCCACAGAUGUUUGGGAGGUUGGAUGCCGCCACCAAUGAUUGGACUGACGGGAUAUUUUCUACUUUAUGGCGUCGUUCACACAAGAUCAAACAGAGUGAAUACGUCUGGAUAGUACUGGAUGGCCCAGUUGACGCUGUGUGGAUUGAAAACCUCAACUCUGUAUUGGACGACAACAAGACACUGACUCUGGCCAACGGAGAUCGUAUAGUGAUGGCUCCAAACAGUAAACUGGUCUUUGAGCCUGAUAACCUGGACAAUGCCUCGCCUGCCACAGUCAGCCGCAUGGGUAUGGUGUUUAUGUCUGCCUCCGUACUGAGUUGGCAGCCUGUACUGGACGGCUGGCUGAAACUGCGAUCACAAAGAGAAGCCGACGUACUACGCCAGCUCUUCCACAAAAUCUACGGAGACCUUCACACAUUCGUACAGACCAAGCUGGUCGCCAAGAUGAAAAUCCUCGAAGCUCUCUACAUCAGACAAGCCACGGACCUUUUGACUGGACUGCUACUUAGCGAAGACGAACACAAAACCUUCUCCGAUCUCCACUUGGAAAGACUCUUCCUGUUUACGCUCAUGUGGAGUCUCGGCAGUGUUUUGGAGAAUGAUGAACGUAUGAAAAUGGAAGAAUUCAUUUUGCAACAUCCGUCCAAACUGAAGUGGCCCAAGUUGAAAGAAGGAGAGACGAUAUUCGAGUAUGUUGUUGCCGAGACAGGAGAUUGGCAGCAUUGGUCGGAGCGAGUGGAGGAAUACGUUUAUCCGCCAGACUCAGUACCGGAGUACUCGAGUAUACUUGUGCCUAAUGUAGACAAUGUGCGUACGGCGUUCCUCAUACACACGAUCGCCAAGCAGUGCAAAGCUGUUCUUCUGAUUGGUGAACAAGGGACAGCGAAAACUGUUAUGAUAAAGAGUUACAUGGCUGGAUAUGACCCGGAAGUUCAACUCAGUAAAAGUCUCAACUUUUCCUCUGCUACAACUCCAAACAUGUUUCAGAGGAUUGUUGAGAGCUACGUAGAGAAGCGAGUGGGCUCCACUUAUGGCCCUCCCAACAACCGUAAGAUGACGGUGUUCAUUGACGACAUCAACAUGCCAGUGGUGAACGAAUGGGGGGACCAGGUGACCAAUGAGAUUGUCCGGCAGAUGAUGGAGAUGGUUGGCUUCUACUCUCUAGACAAACCCGGCGAGUUCCUUACCAUCAAAGACAUUCAGCUGUUGGCAGCCAUGAUUCACCCUGGGGGUGGGAGAAACGACAUCCCUCCUCGACUGAAGCGCCAGUUUUGCAUCUUCAACUGUACUUUGCCCUCGGACAAGUCCAUGGAUAAGAUAUUCAGUGUGAUUGGCGAGGGCUACUUUUGUCUGACCCGUUUCCAAGAGGAAAUCGUAGAGUUCCUGCCUCGCCUUGUGCCACUCACCCGUAUGGUCUGGCAACAGACGAAGGUGAAGAUGUUACCGACUCCAGCGAAGUUCCAUUACAUCUUCAACCUCAGGGAUCUCUCCCGCAUAUGGGAGGGAAUAUUGAAAAUACAGGAGGCUGAGUGUCCCAACGCUACGAUGCUUCUCAAGUUGUGGCGACACGAGUGCUACAGAGUUAUUGCGGACAGGUUUACAAAUGAAGCGGACACAAAAUGGUUUUCAAACAACCUGCUGAACACGACUGUUGCUUACCUUGGGGAAGAUGCUCACCUGUUUGAUGAUAGUGAAACAUAUUUUGUCGAUUUUCUGAGAGACAUUCCCGAGCCUACUGGUGAUGAACCUGAUGACUUUGUCUUGGAAGCUCCCAAGAUAUAUGAAGAAAUACCGAGUUGGGAGUCGCUGAGAGAGAAGUUGCUGACAUACAUGGUGCAGUACAACGAAUGUGUGCGAGGAAUGGCCAUGGACCUUGUGUUCUUCAAGGACGCGAUGAUUCACCUGAUGAAGAUAUCCAGGAUCAUCAGGACGGCUCGGGGCAACGCCAUGCUGGUUGGGGUGGGCGGCUCAGGCAAACAGAGUCUCACAAGACUGGCGUCUUUCAUAGCCAACUAUCAGACACACCAGAUAACACUGACCAGAUCCUAUAAUGUCGGGAAUUUUAUGGAUGACUUGAAAUUCCUCUAUCAAGUAUCUGGAGUUCAAGGGAAAGGAAUUACUUUCUUAUUCACAGACAAUGAUGUCAAGGAAGAAGCGUUCCUAGAGUUCCUAAAUAACGUCUUGAGCGCUGGAGAAGUGGCCAAUCUAUUUGCAAAAGAUGAACUGGAUGAAAUCACCAAUGAGUUAGUGCCAGUAAUGAAGAGGAAGCAACCAAAAAGGCCACCAACACGAGACAAUCUUUACGACUUCUUUAUUUCAUCUGCUCGAAAUAACCUCCACAUCGUAUUGUGUUUUUCACCGGUCGGUGAGAAAUUCCGCUCCAGAUCAAUGAAGUUCCCUGGAUUGAUCUCAGGCUGUACGAUGGACUGGUUCUCGCGAUGGCCCAAAGACGCGUUAAUAGCAGUGUCGAGUCACUUCCUCAAGAACUUCCCCAUCGUCAGCUCACCCAGUGUUAAGGAUUCACUUAUUGACGUCAUGGCCGAAGUUCAGGACAUUGUGGCUGACACUUGCGUCCAGUAUUACAACAAAUUUCGGCGACAGUCGUUUGUGACACCCAAGUCGUUCCUCUCGUUUCUCGACGGGUACAAAGGCAUAUACAAGCAGCGGCUGGCAGACAUUGAGGUGAUGGCAAAGCAGAUGAAUGUCGGCCUUGAGAAGCUGAAGGAGGCAGCCAUUAGUGUGGAAGAGCUGAGUGUGGAUCUAGCUGAGAAGGAGAAGGACAUUGCAGUCGCAACUUCUAAAGCUGAAGAGGUGUUGGCGGAUGUGACAGUAGUGGCCACAGCCGCUGAGAGAGUGAAGGCAGAAGUGGAAGAGGUGAAGGACAAAGCUACGGCCAUUGUCAGGGAGAUAGAAGCUGAUAAGGCUGUCGCCGAGGAGAAACUAGAGGCUGCCAGACCUGCUCUGGAGGAGGCUGAAGCCGCGUUGCUGACCAUCAAGUCAACUGACAUUGCCACUGUGAGGAAACUUGGCAAACCGCCAUACCUCGUCACCCUAAUCAUGGACGUUGUUUUGAUCCUGUUUCAACGUAAAGUCGACCAAGUUAGGCCUGAUCCCGAGAAGAACUUUCUGUUCCCUAAUUGGGCUGAGUCGUUGAAGGUAAUGGCUGACACUCGGUUUCUGUCGAACCUUCAGAACUUUCCGAAGGACAAGAUCACUGGCGAAAUGGUUGACUUGAUGUUGCCCUACUUGGACAAUCCUCUCUACACGUACGACAAUGCGAAAGUGGCUUGUGGCAAUGUAGCCGGUCUACUGCAGUGGACCACUGCCAUGAAGUCCUUCUACAAUGUCAACAAAGAUGUUCUGCCUCUCAAGGCAAACCUUGCAAUACAACAAAACAGGUUCAACAUUGCGUCCAAAGAGUUGGCAGAAGCUGAGAAAAUGCUUGCGGCCAAAGAAACUGAACUUUCAGCAGCACAAAAACUGUUUGACACUGCCAUGGCCUCCAAACAGGAAGUGUUAGAUGUUGCCAAUAAAGUCAAGUCAAAAAUGGACGCAGCUUCUGCGUUGAUCAACGGUUUGUCAGGAGAACAGGUGAGGUGGACGGAGCAGUCGCAGAUGUUCAAGGCGGAGACUGAUCGUCUAGUAGGAGAUGUCGUGUUACUCACCGGCUUCCUAUCAUACACUGGUCCGUUCAACCAGGAGUUCCGCACAUUGCUGAACACUACCUGGUACAAUCAACUGGUCAGUCGCAGCAUACCUGUGACCCCCAACCUGAACCUGACUGAGAACCUGGUGGACACUCCGACUAUUGGGGAAUGGAACCUACAGGGGCUACCGAGUGAUGAGCUGUCUAUACAAAACGGCAUCAUUGUGACCAAAGCAGCCAGGUUCCCUCUGCUCAUAGAUCCCCAGAGUCAAGGCAUCGCGUGGAUCAAAAAUAAGGAGAAGGAGAACAACUUGCAGGUGACAUCCCUAAAUCACAAAUAUUUCCGCAACCAUAUUGAAGAUUGUCUGUCUCUCGGACGACCUAUGCUUAUUGAGGACGUCCUUGAAGAAUUAGACCCUGCUCUUGACAAUGUGCUAGAGAAAAACUACAUCAAAGUAGGAACUGCUCUAAAAGUCAAAGUGGGUGACAAGGAAAUGGAUGUUAAUAAAGAUUUCCGGCUCUACAUCACUACUAAGCUAGCAAACCCCGCGUACUCCCCAGAGAUAUCUGCAAGAACCAACAUAAUUGACUUUACUGUCACAAUGAAAGGCUUGGAGGACCAGCUGUUGGGUCGGGUGAUUUUAACAGAGAAGAAAGAACUGGAGUUUGAAAGGACCUCGUUGAUUCAGGACGUUACAGCUAACAAACGGAAGAUGAAGGAAUUAGAGACUAAUCUUCUGUACAAGUUGACAACAGUGCAAGGAUCCCUAGUGGAUGAUGAGAGUGUGAUAGCAGUAUUGAACGUAACUCAGACAACGGCUGCAUCAGUCCGUGAGAAGCUGAAGAUUGCCGCAGCAACAGAAGCUAAAAUCAACACAGCUCGAGAGGAAUUCAGACCUGUAGCUACUCGUGGAAGCAUCCUUUACUUUCUCAUUGUAGACAUGUCCAUGGUGAACUGCAUGUACCAAACGUCUCUAGUCCAGUUUCUAGAGAGGUUUGACAUUUCGAUGGCGAAGUCCGAGAAAAGUUUGGUCGCUCAGAAGCGAAUUAAUUUCAUAAUAGACUACCUCACUUAUGAAGUGUUCAAAUACAAGUGCCGAGGGUUGUACGAAAGUCACAAGUACAUGUUCACACUGUUGCUCACUAUGAAAGUGGACUUGCAGAGAAAAGCUAUAACGCACGAAGAGUUUCAGAACUUUAUCAAAGGAGGUUCUGCACUGGACUUGAACGCUUGUCCGGCCAAACCGUGUAAAUGGAUAACGGAUUCUGUUUGGCUCAAUUUGGUCCAGCUGUCAACCCUGCCACAUUUCAAGUUUAUCUUGAAUCAAGUACCUCAGAGUGAAAAGUAUUGGAAGGUUUGGUUUGACAAGCCUGCACCGGAAGAGGAACCCAUGCCCGAUGGGUAUGAAGCUUUGGACCCGUUCAGAAGACUGCUCAUGGUGAGAGCCUGGUGCCAGGAUAGAACUCUGGCACAGUCCAAGAAAUAUGUCGCCUCGAGUAUGGACACUCGGUACACAGAGCCCGUGAUCCUCAACAUUGACGUGCUGUGGUCAGAGUCGAGACCUUUGACUCCGAUGAUUGGGCUACUCAGCAUGGGCUCAGACCCCACACCACUGAUAGAGAGCGCUGCUAAACGUCACGAGUUUGAGUGCAAAUCUAUCUCCAUGGGACAAGGACAGGAGGUGCACGCGAGGAAGUUGGUCGCCAACUUUAAGGAAAAUGGUGGCUGGGUAUUGCUGCAGAACUGUCAUCUGGGCAUUGACUACAUGAGUGAGCUGUUCAUGUUACUGGCCGAGGCAGACAAUGUCCACCCAGAUUUCCGGGUGUGGAUAACCACAGAGCCUCACUUGAGGUUCCCCAUAUCUCUACUGCAGAUAUCAAUCAAAUUCACCAAUGAACCGCCUCAAGGUAUCAGAGCCGGCCUGUUGCGGACGUACGGCAACAUGAGUCAGGAUCUCUUGGACUACAGUGGAGCUCAGCAGUAUCUGCCCAUGAUAUACGCUCUGUCCUUCCUACACACAGUGGUGCAGGAAAGACGCAAAUUUGGACCGCUCGGAUGGAACAUACCAUACGAGUUCAACUACUCGGACUGGUACGCUUCAACAUUGUUCAUACAGAAUCACUUGGAUGACAUCGACCCUAAGAUUGGAAUAAGUUGGAAUACUGUCAGAUACAUGUUGGGAGAGGUGCAGUACGGAGGAAGAGUGACGGACGACUAUGACAAGAGACUGCUCAACACAUUCACCAAAGUUUGGUUCUCAGAGGCAAUGUUUGCAGAAGACUACCGCUUCAACACUGGCUACGGAAUAUUGGUGUAUAGGAAUCUGAAUGAGUAUUUGGAAGCUAUCGAUAACAUGAGUCCAACUGAUCCCCCUCAAGCUUAUGGGCUUCACCCCAAUGCGGACAUAACGUACCAGAGCAACACCACCACAGCACUGUUGGACACCAUCAUGUCUAUACAGCCAAAGGAGUCGGGUGGAGCAGAGGGGGGAGAGUCUAGAGAGAGUGUUGUGACUAGGCUGGCACAAGAGAUGCUCAGUAAGCUGCCUAAGGACUAUGACCCGUUUGAGGUCAAAGAAAGAUUAAAGAAAAUGGACCCUCUUAAUUCUCUGAAUAUAUUUUUGCGACAAGAAAUUGAUUGGAUGCAGAAAGUUAUUACUGUGGUGAGAAAAACUCUGAAAGAACUGCUGCUGGCAAUUGAAGGCACUAUAAUCAUGAAUGAGCAACUGCGCAACGCUCUGGACAGUAUUUACGACGCCAGAGUGCCCGACAGCUGGAAGCGUGACUCCUGGGCCUCGUCAACGUUAGGCUUCUGGUACACAGAGCUACAGGAACGCAACACCCAGUUCUCCAACUGGGUGUUUGUCAAACGUCCUCCACAGUUCUGGAUGACUGGCUUCUUCAACCCUCAAGGGUUCCUGACGGCCAUGAGACAAGAGGUAGCCAGGGCACACAAAGGUUGGCCUCUGGACUCUGUCACUUUACACAACGAAGUGACAAAGUACAGCAAAGAGGAGAUCAGACAGCCUCCACCAGAAGGAGUGUAUGUAUACGGACUGUACUUGGAUGGAGCUGGGUGGGAUAAGAAGAACAAUCGACUGACAGAGUCUUCGCCGAAGGUCCUGUCAGUGAUGAUGCCUGUGGUGCAUCUGUUUGCCAUCAACAGUACUGCUCCCAAGGACCCUAAACUGUAUCAGUGUCCUGUGUAUAAAAAACCAAACCGUACUGACCUGACGUUCAUCACUCCUCUUUGGCUUCAGUGCAAGUUCACGCCUGAACAUUGGAUAUUGAGAGGCGUGGCUCUACUGUGUGACAUCAAAUAAAUGAUAUGUCUAAAAAUGUAAAUCAA